AUGGCGGAUCAGAACACUGUCAAGGAGGCUGAGGCCUCCAUGGCCAACCUGCAGCUUGACUCUGUCACUGGCGAAAUGGUCUCCAAGUCGGAAUUGAAGAAGCGCCUGAAGCUCCGCGAGAGGGAAGCCAAGAAGAAGGAGAAGGUGGCUGCCGCUCCUCCCAAGGCCCAGAAGAAGACUUCUGCGGAGGAAGAAGAGGCCAAUUUGACUCCCAAUCAAUACUUUGAAAUCCGAAGCAAGAGGGUCCAGAAGAUGUUUGAGACCAAGAACCCAGACCCCUACCCCCACAAGUUCCAGGUCACUACCGAUCUUCGCGAUUUUCUCAAGGAUUACGACAGCCUCAAGAAGGGCGAGGAGAAGCCAGAUGUUCCCAUCCGACUUGCUGGUCGUGUUUAUACCAAGCGCGCGUCCGGUCCCAAGCUCAUCUUCUACGACCUGCGUGCCGAGGGCAAGAAGGUCCAGGUCAUGUGCCAGGCUCAAAAUGCCACUGGCGGCGUCCCAUUCGAGCAGCAGCAUGAGCACCUCCGCCGAGGUGACAUUAUUGGUGUGGUUGGAUACCCCGGUCGUACUUCGCCCAAGAACCGUGACGAUGGCGAGCUUUCCAUUUUCGCUUCAGAGGUCGUGCUUCUCGCCCCAUGCUUGCACGCCAUUCCCUCGGAGCACUACGGAUUCCAGGAUAAGGAGCUUCGCUUCCGUCAGCGCUACUUGGAUCUUAUCAUGAACGACAGCACCCGCGAAGUGUUCCGCACUCGCGCCAAGAUUAUCAGUUACAUCCGAAACUUCUUGGACAACCGCGACUUCACUGAGGUUGAGACCCCGAUGAUGAACCAAAUUGCGGGAGGAGCUACUGCCAAGCCCUUUGUUACUCAUCACAAUGAUCUGGAUCAGAAGGUACGUCGCCAAUUCCAUCCCGUAAAUCGGAUGUACAUGCGCAUUGCUCCCGAGCUUUACUUGAAAAUGCUUAUCGUCGGUGGUCUUGAGCGUGUGUAUGAGAUGGGCCGCCAGUUCCGCAAUGAGGGCAUUGAUCUUACCCACAACCCUGAGUUUACUACCUGCGAGUUCUACUGGGCUUACGCCGAUUACAACGAUGUGAUGGACCUGACCGAGGAGCUUGUCUCGGGCUUGGUGAAGCACGUCACCGGUGGCUACGAAACCAAGUUCACCACUCAAAGUGGCGAGGAGUACAACAUUAACUGGAAGGCUCCUUGGCGCCGUAUUGAGAUGAUCCCCGGUCUCGAGGAAGCUACAGGAGAGACCUUCCCUCCCGCAGACCAGCUUCACACUGCUGAGACGGGCGAGUUCCUUAAGCGCGUUCUUAAGAAGAUGAACGUCGAAUGCACACCCCCAUUGACAAAUGCCCGCAUGUUGGACACCUUGGUCGGAGAAUUCCUGGAGAGCACUUGCAUCAACCCAACCUUCAUUAUGAGUCAUCCCGAAAUGAUGUCUCCUCUCGCCAAGUACCACCGCAGCAAGCCUGGUCUCUGCGAGCGUUUCGAGGCCUUCGUUGCCACUAAGGAGAUUUGCAACGCAUACACCGAGUUGAACUCCCCCGCUGUCCAGCGUGAGCGCUUCGAGGAGCAGGCACGCCAGAAGGAGCAAGGCGAUGACGAGGCUCAAUUGAUUGAUGAGAACUUCUGCGCGUCUCUCGAAUAUGGACUGCCUCCCACUGGUGGCUGGGGUAUGGGCAUUGACCGCUUGGUGAUGUUCCUUACCAACAACUACAGCAUUAAGGAGGUGCUGGCCUUCCCCAUGAUGAAGGAGGACAAGACUGCGCACCACGGCAAGUCUGUCCUGGAAGCCGCGAGCAGCAAGCCCCAGCCAGAGGAGGGUGACCCCAACUAA
Penicillium oxalicum is the source of this 1842-nucleotide messenger RNA. Its product is annotated as lysine--tRNA ligase KRS1. Gene Ontology annotation, molecular function: lysine-tRNA ligase activity; ATP binding; tRNA binding. The transcript has 5 exons. Bases 1 to 1842 code for a protein of 613 amino acids. Gene Ontology annotation, cellular component: cytoplasm; cytosol. The record is from RefSeq and is a predicted model, not a curated record. Gene Ontology annotation, biological process: lysyl-tRNA aminoacylation. Lineage: Eukaryota; Fungi; Ascomycota; Eurotiomycetes; Eurotiales; Aspergillaceae.